AGAAUGGUCUUGAUGCAUUGAAUUCUCGAACGUGACAUCAGGCGGACAAAAAAUAGACUGCUUUCCUCCUUUUUCCCCAAAUUCGAUGCCCCCAUUUGUAUCGAAUCGUAAUUUCCUUUAAAUUGUUAUUAAUCAUAAAAUAAUAUAUAUUAUUUUUGGUUCAGUGAAGAUAUCGGAACAGUACAGAAUUUGAUUUUUCCUUCGGAUCUCUGGAGAUAUCAUAGUUGAGGCAGUGCAUAUAUUAAAGGAAUUGGCUAUAAUUCAUAACUCCUUGACUAAAACACUGAGAAAUGGCAGAAAAAGCAUGUGUAAAGCGCCUUCAGAGGGAAUUUAGAGAUCUUUGUAAAGAACCUGUUUCCCAUGUUGUGGCACGUCCUCUUCCGAAUGACAUCCUCGAGUGGCAUUAUGUUUUGGAGGGAAGCGAAGGGACGCCAUUUGCAGGUGGAUAUUACUAUGGAAAGAUUAAGUUUCCUCCAGAAUAUCCAUUCAAACCUCCAGGAAUCAGUAUGACUACUCCAAAUGGCCGCUUCAUGACACAAAAGAAAAUAUGCCUUUCCAUGAGUGAUUUCCAUCCUGAAAGUUGGAACCCCAUGUGGUCUGUCUCCAGCAUAUUGAAUGGACUUCUUUCAUUCAUGAUGGACAGCAGUCCUACCACAGGCAGUGUGACAACUACCGUUGAAGAGAAACAGAGACUUGCAGAGGCUUCUCUUGCUUUCAAUUGUAAGAACUCUACAUUCAAGAAACUGUUUCCAGAAUACGUUGACAAGUAUGAAGAGCAGCUUGCAGCCGAGCAACCUAAACUUGAGCAGGACACAUCUGCAGCUACUCAAGAUGGACUCUUAAAUCCUUUGUUAGAGAAACAAGGGGAAAAGGCAGAGUUGAAAAGAAUUGAAGCUCCAAAGGAGUUAAAUAACAAGAGGAAGCAGUCUUUUCCAGUUUGGUUGUUGCUGUUGCUGGUUUCCAUUUUUGGUGUUGUUAUGGCUCUGCCUCUACUUCAACUUUAGUAGACGACGAGAGUAGACUAUAACUCUGUGUGUGUGUGUGUGGACGUGUGAGCAUUUCAAGCCUUGAUUGACUCUUAAACAAAAUGAUGUCCUAGAAUUCUUAUGUAUCUAACAAGGUUUGUAUAGAGCUCAUACAAAUGACGGGCAUCAAUUUGAUCUGUUUAAUGUGGUUCACCUAACUGAAGCCAGUUGGUUUGUUCAACUUUAAGAUAAAGUGUUUAUGUUGUCCUGUAUUCAUAAUCUGCAUCUAACUAAUGCAGAUGCACGACAUAUAAACAUUUUUAUGACUAGGAGUUCAUCGUGGCAGAGUUCUUCUUUUU
Messenger RNA from Olea europaea var. sylvestris, 1324 nucleotides. Its product is annotated as ubiquitin-conjugating enzyme E2 34-like. The record is from RefSeq and is a predicted model, not a curated record. The transcript is spliced from 10 exons. The coding region runs from base 291 to 1004 and encodes 237 amino acids. Lineage: Eukaryota; Viridiplantae; Streptophyta; Magnoliopsida; Lamiales; Oleaceae.